Messenger RNA from Pocillopora verrucosa, 3447 nucleotides. The record is from RefSeq and is a predicted model, not a curated record. Lineage: Eukaryota; Metazoa; Cnidaria; Anthozoa; Scleractinia; Pocilloporidae.
UGAAUAAUUUAACUAGACUGGGCAGAGACGGACAAACUUGAUCACGUAGAAGCUGGGACUAGACAGCAUGCUCAACGGGUGUUGAUUGUUGUUGCAUCAUAGCUGAAUUCCUGUCUGGUUAAUGUUGUACUUGAGGAACCUUGGACUUGGAUUUGUAGAGCUGUGCACGACUAGUUUUGCAAAGUUUCAAGAGAUCUGGUAGCUUUCACUUUAUAUGCCCGAUGGGAAAGUGAAACACUUGCUCUACUGAUGGAGAGUUAUAGGUGUGGUCAGACAAUGGAGUUGCAUGGCACACCAACAGAUGAUGAACUGGAGAAAUUAGGCAAAGAAAUUGCUGAAAAGUGGAUGAAGCUUGGGCGUCGCCUGGAAGUCGGGGAGCCAGAACUACAGGAUAUAGAACAAAGAUACCGGCAGCUGUGUGAGAGAGGAUACCACAUGUUAAUGUACUGGAAACAGAAGAAUGGCUCGGCAGCAACUUAUCAAAUUUUGAAUGCUGCAUUACAGGAUGAAGGCGUGCAGCGCAAAGACUUAGCAGAAGAAAUUUGUUACAAUCAUGACAUACCAGACGUACCCAGAAAUCAUUUUGAUGUGAAAGUCUGCCGGCGUAAACUUGCAGAGCAUUACAAAAGAACCGCCACGGUGCCUACUUCUGUGUGGUCCAAAAAAUGCCCCAUGAAUAUUAACGAAAUCUACACUCGAUUAACCUGGGUGAAAGAGGAACAAACCCCAGGUGGGCCAUCACUGGCUCUGCUGAAUCACUACACUGAUAUGUUCACUGAAAACAAGAACGGAUUGCCAUCAAACAGGAUACUCGUGCAAGGGGAGACGGGAAUCGGGAAGACCACGUUUGUUAAGAAACUGGCUUUGGACUGGGCUGAACUUGGUGACGAGAAGAUGACAGACAAACAGAAAGAGAUCCUGAAGAAGUUCGAACUUGCAGUUAUCAUUGAUCUAAAAAAAGUAUCUAAACACCAAAGCCUCAGAGAUAUCAUAGGUGCCUCUCACAUUUUUGCUAAGGAGGACGCAGCCAUGGAGGAAGGUCUGCUGAGUUACAUAACCCAGAACCAAGACAAAGUUCUCCUGGUUUUUGAUGGCUACGAUGAGUAUCACUAUGGAACUAACUCUGAAAUCUUUGAGAUAUUCAGAGGAAAUCAGCUAAGGGACUGUUGUGUGUUGAUAACAACUCGAAUUUCCAAAGCUGACGAGCUCAAAGAAUUUAAGGACGUGCAUGCUAAGAUCAUUGGGUUCAUUGAAGAGGACAGAGAGGCCUUCAUGGAGAGAAUACUUGAUAGCGAAGAUGAAGCAAUUAUUUUAAUGAUGCACCUUGGGUAUCUUGGUUUGGAAGAUUUGGCGAGAGUUCCGCUACUUCUCCUCUUUUUUUGCACUCUGUGGAAAAAGAGAGAGUUAACGAUGAAUCGUGACACCACAACAAAAGUGUACGAAGCGAUCGUCCAGUGCGUUUUGGAUCAUGAUGAAGGGAAAUGUUCUUCUGCGAACUUUCCCAAAGUUGAAGAUUUCAAAGAGAUCUUGACUGAAAUCGGGAAGGUGGCUUUAGAAUGUCUUUUGAAGGACGAUCAUGUAUUCGAGUAUGAUCAACUGUCCCCUGCUAUCCUUAGAGAACAAAGUCGCAUUAUCGGCUUACUUCAAGUUAGUGAGUACACAGAAAAUCGUCGACCAGCAGGGAUGGUUUCGUUUAUUCACAAGAGCAUACAAGAGUUCUUAGCAGCGUGGUUUAUUACCUACAGAUGUGUCCCUGGAGGAAAUCUCGGUGAAAUUAUUGACCGCACCCGAACUUUGGACGACUUUAGAUCGUUAGCAAAUGUUUUUCGAUUUGUUUGCGGUUUGUCUGAUGAUGGAGCAGUGAAAGUUUUUGAACAUUUGAAAUCGGUCAGAAUUUCUGACCCAGAACUGGAUUUGUCAAGAACGAUACCUGAUGGGACAGACGAGCCACUGUGUGACAUUAAAGUGAAGCACGUUGGUUUUACUAUCUUAGUUAAUAAUUUAUUUGGUCAAGUUCAAUCCAAAACUAAAGUUGUAAGAGAAUAUUUAAAUUGCACUGAUGGGAUAAUCUUCGUCUUCGAGAGAAGUUCAGUUCAUGAAAUUGUAACAAAUUUAAAUGGAACUACUCUUAAUGGUGUGGUUUGGUGUGGAAGCACGACUUUACAUCAUACUAAACUAACGGAAAUGUACGAGUUGAUCAAGUCUCUCAAUUGUUUACACGUUCCCCUUAGGAUGACUGAGAAUUCAGAGGAAAUUGGGGAAUUUUUAGGAAAGUUUAACGCUGUUAAAUGUGCUUCGGGUACAAAGUGUGAUUUCACUUGCAUUCUUCAUUACCAUAACGGCCAGCCGUUUUUUUACAUCACUAGUUUGGACCUGAAUUGUAAUGACCAUGCUGGAGUAUUUUGUAACACUCGUAUGACUUCUACUCCAUCUCACUCAACAAGUUCGUCAACUAAGGAAUUCUGUUUGAAAUUUCUAAGUACACUUGACAUUUCUGUACCUGUCAACCGCGAACAAAUAGUGAAAUGUCUUGUUACCAUUUUUAGAGAUUGUAAGAAUUUAAAAACCAUUUCAUUUGGGCAUGUAACUAAAAGUACUUGUGAACUUCUUGAAUAUGUACCAAACCCUCGUACGUGUCGGGUGAAGCUUGGUGAUUCAUUAACCUUAUUUAAUUCCGACGGGCCGUCGCUGACGUCAGCCGACGUAAUGAAGCUCGCUGGUUUGUUACCACAGAUUGACAACCUCAUCAGCCUUGGCCUUAAAUUGAAUGACUGUUGUGCUGAAGCAGUGACCAAACUUGUUCGUAGUAUCACGCACAAGACUCUUGAGGAACUGACACUGCAUGGCAUAAAACUGACUGAAGUCACAGCCGCCGCCCUUGGUCGGUUACUUUCUGAAAUGUCGUCCCUACGUAAGCUCUCGUUGUUAGAACCUACAGGACUUGACACAACAUUUCUGGUUUUACAAUGGUUUAAAAGCUCCGAUGUCAGCGCAGGAGGUUGUCGGUUUUUCCCCAGCCUGCAAAUUGUAUCUCUUGCGCGUUUAAAUUUGCAUGAGCGGGACUUACGUGAGCUGUUGGAGAAUUUGAAAUUAAUUCCUAAUCUGAGGGAGUUGACGCUACCUGAAAAUCCACUGGGUGACUCGGAAAGGGUACACUCAAUGGUGGAACAAGCACUGCCUCAGGUUGAGUUUUUUUAUUGGUAACGCCAAGUUCAUUCACUAAGUAAAGAACACAGACAUGAGCACUGACAGAAGGAAUGAUAGUGCUGCUUCGUACAUUGCCUAACGUCAUAGAAUGUCCAUUGAUAACAACAGGCGAUGGAAAUAAUCACAAGUUUACUCUUUGGAUGAUUCGAGGUUACAUUUUAUUCUCAGGUUAGAUUCAAGAACUUUUAUUAGUGUUCUAAUUUUUACGUAAAAAGUUUGGAGUGUAUUUAGAACUUUCAA